CCGUUUCCGGGACUGGGACUACGAAUCCCGGCAGGCCCCGCGUGGCGCGGGUCUUCCGGUCUGGCGUCUGACGUCUUCCCAGCCACUGGAUCGGAAGUUCUGGGCCUCUGUUGAGUGAAAUGGGCAACGGCGGGCGCGGCGGGCUGCGCCCGGGGAAGGGGAAGGCAGAUGAUGGAGUGGCAGCGACUCCUACCGCUGUCUCGGACUCCUGCCAGUACAGGUGCAUCGAAUGCAACCAGGAGGCCAAAGAGUUGUACCGAGACUAUAACCACGGUGUGCUGAAGAUAACUAUAUGCAAAUCCUGCCAGAAACCUGUAGACAAAUAUAUCGAGUAUGACCCUGUUAUCAUCUUGAUUAAUGCUAUUUUAUGCAAAGCCCAGGCCUACAGACAUAUUCUUUACAAUACUAAAAUAAAUAUCCAUGGAAAACUCUGCAUGUUUUGUUUGCUUUGUGAAGCAUACCUGAGGUGGUGGCAGCUUCAAGAUUCCAACCAGAACACUGCCCCUGAUGACUUGAUCAGAUAUGCCAAGGAGUGGGAUUUCUAUAGAAUGUUUGCCAUCGCUUCUUUAGAACAAGCUGCCUUUUUUAUUGGCAUUUUUACUUUCCUGUGGGCAGAACAGCCCCUGACGUCGAAAAAAAAGCCCAACUUCAUUUUGCUGCUGAAAGCAUUGUUAUUGUCUAGUUACGGAAAGCUCUUGCUGAUUCCAGCCGUCAUUUGGGAACACGACUACACACCGCUGUGCCUCAAACUCAUUAAAGUAUUUGUCCUCACAUCAAAUUUUCAGGCUAUUAGAGUGACCCUAAACAUCAACCGAAAGCUCUCCUUGUUGGCCAUCCUGAGUGGCUUCCUGCUAGAAAGCACCAUGGUCUACAUCUUCCAGAGGAUGGAAUGGGACGUCGGAAGUGACUGUGCCAUCUACAAAUCUCAGGACUUCUGAGGAGUUUGAUUCUUUACUGUCUGUGGCAUGACCAGCUGCACCUGAAAAAGAGAAGACAUGAGAUAUAAACCAGGCUCCUCAUUUCUGAUGAAUAAAAUGAAGCCAAGAUUUGGAAAUCCUUCCUGAAAAAAAAGCAAUGAUGGUAGCAGUGGACACCCAAACCCACUCACCUAUUCACACACACACAUCCAAGAAACAUCUAAACCAUUUACAUAGAGGUACACACAGACACACACGGAAACACUCAUACAGACACAAGGAAUGUGGUUACAGGGACUGAUGAAUGUACCAGGUGAAAAUUUAUGUUAUAGUCAAUGCAGGUAAGCAUUUCUAAUUCACAUGCAAUAAGAGAUCUAGGUUUCACUCCUUGGACAUGUUUAAUAUCUUUGUCAUUUAAAUGUUUUUACUGGCUUAAAAUAAUAGUAUUUUGUGUCCUUACAACAAUAGAAGCACUUUUCUCUUAAUAAAGUCUUUCAGAAUAAACUGGGUUUUUGUAAAUUUUCAUUUCAGUAACAAAGUUACUUUUUAAAAUUGGCUGAUCCAAAACUAAACAAGAUACUGAAAACCACUGAAUUGUACACUUUAUAAGGGUGAAUUAUAUCUCAAUAAAGCUGUUAUU
This is a messenger RNA of Microcebus murinus (gray mouse lemur), 1557 nucleotides long. RefSeq names its product ARV1 fatty acid homeostasis modulator (gene ARV1). The record is from RefSeq and is a predicted model, not a curated record. Gene Ontology annotation, cellular component: Golgi apparatus; cortical endoplasmic reticulum. Lineage: Eukaryota; Metazoa; Chordata; Mammalia; Primates; Cheirogaleidae. Gene Ontology annotation, biological process: regulation of plasma membrane sterol distribution; intracellular sterol transport; sphingolipid metabolic process.